Messenger RNA from Penicillium diatomitis, 717 nucleotides. RefSeq names its product mitochondrial inner membrane protease ATP23. The record is from RefSeq and is a predicted model, not a curated record. Bases 1 to 717 code for a protein of 238 amino acids. Gene Ontology annotation, molecular function: metalloendopeptidase activity. Gene Ontology annotation, cellular component: extrinsic component of mitochondrial inner membrane. Gene Ontology annotation, biological process: mitochondrial proton-transporting ATP synthase complex assembly; mitochondrial protein processing. Lineage: Eukaryota; Fungi; Ascomycota; Eurotiomycetes; Eurotiales; Aspergillaceae. The transcript has 3 exons.
AUGUCUGAUUCCCAGGGCCGAGGUACGGCUGCGCCAUCGAGCGAGAAGUCGGAGACGGGAUAUGUUCCCGGAGAUGAUACAUUUACCCAGUUCCGCAAUAUCUACCGGAUUUUGACCGGGAAGAUGACCUCGGAGGGCAUCGAGCAAUUCCGCGUUGCGCGAGACUUGCGCAAUGAAGCCUCGGAUUGCAAGCGAUGCGAGGACCAGCGUGAUUAUUUGUUGCAAUAUAGCCCUGUCAUCCGAUUCCUCAGCGACAACAUCCGCCAACUGGGCGGCGAUCUUCACAGCCAUAACAUCUACUGUCGACGAUGCACGAGUCGAAAGGCUGGUGGAUUCGAUCCCGAAUUCGGAAUCCUACUAUGUGCCAACGAGAUGAAAGACCAAGGACAUCUGGAAGAUACCAUGGCACACGAGAUGGUCCAUGCAUACGAUCACUUGCGAUUCAAAGUCAAUUGGACCGAUAAUCUACGACACGCCGCUUGCUCAGAGAUCCGAGCCAGUUCGCUAAGCGGCGAGUGUCGAUGGGCGCGCGAGUUCUUCCGUCGAGGCCAGUGGAAACUCACCCAGCAACAUCAGGAAUGUGUGCGGAGGAGAGCGAUUCUGUCCGUUCGCGCACGUCCAACAUGUCGCGACGAGGCUCAUGCAGAGCAAGUCGUGAACGAAGUGUGGGACAGCUGUUUCCGAGACACGAGGCCAUUUGAUGAGAUUUACCGAUGA